GGGUUCUCUCUUCCAAUUGAACUUUAGCCUUUUGGGAUUUCUUCUAGAUGGAUAAAGUUUCCAACUUCCUUCUAAGAAUAUGAUCUUAUCUAUUGAGAAGUUCCUGUUUCUUUCAUCAAUUUUCUUCCUUGCUGAUGGGUUUUCCUUUUUGGUAUUUGUUUUACAGAUCUGAUAUCGGGGCAUUAACGUUUUUCCGUUUAAGUCAUGGCUCUAGUCUUGCAUGCUGGGGAGACAAAUAAAAACGCGUUAGAAACAGUGAUUGCUACAGAGUGCAGUGGGUUAUAGGUCAAAUUUGUUGACAAUUUUGAGACGGGUGUCUCAAAUAAAACACUUGAAUUUCUUAAGAUGAAUUCUAUUGGCAAGGUUUGUAGACUCGUAUCUGGCAUUGUUAAGGCUAAAUUAAAAGCUUUUCCGUAUUUUAUUUAUUUAAAAAAACUCUUAUUCUUCUAUGUUCCUGUGUUGGAAACACCUGAUGGUCUUGUAUUUGAGAGCAAUGCGAUAGCCUGUUAUGGUUAUCAAACACCAAACACCAGCUUUUUCUCUGUUUGGAGCCUUCUUAGGAUCGUCUUAGGAUCGUCUUGAGACUUAUUUGGACCUAAUGCCAUGGUUACUCUCUUGAAGAAUGACAAGCUGCUAUUGGCCUCUCCCUCUUUGAUUAUACCAAGAAUGGGGUGUGAUGUAUACCUUCCUCCUGCUGAGGAAGCUGCAAUUGCCACCCUAAAAAGAGCAUUAGGUGCCUUAAACACUCACCUUGGAUUCACUCAGCUUAUGACUAAGAGCUUUACCUUAGAAUUUCCUUAUGUUGGGAGGUACUUCUGGACCAUGCCUAAGGAGGCUAAACCUAAGGCUAAGGAUGAACCAAAGAAAGAAGCCAAGAGAGAAGUCCCGAAAGAGCAGGCUGAGGAAGCUGCAAUUGCCACCCUGAAAAGAGCAUUAGGUUCCUUAAACACUCACCUUGGAUUCACUCAGCUUAUGACUAAGAGCUUUACCUUAGAAUUUCCUUAUGUUGUGAGGUACUUCUGGACCAUGGUAAAUCAAUCAAAUUUCAAAAAGAUACUAGGUGAGGUGAAGCAGACUGAAUCAGUGAAGCAGACUGAAUCAGUGCUACCUAUUCAGUUUGCAAAAAAGCCUGCACAGCCUAAGGAGGCUAAACCUAAGGCUAAGGAUGAACCAAAGAAAGAAGCCAAGAGAGAAGUCCAGAAAGAGCAGGUAAAGGGUGUAGAGGAGGAGGAAGAGGCACCAAAGCCUAAACCCAAUUCCUCCGAGUAAGAUGAUUUUGGAUGACUAGAAGAAGCUCUACUCAAAUACCAAGACCAAUUUUCAUGAGGUUGCAAUUGAAGGCUGUUGGGAUAUAUAUGAUCGUUAGCGACACUCGCCCUGCUUUUGUUAUUACAAGUACAAUGAUAAGAAUACAGUCUCGUUUGUUACUAUGAACAAGGUAAGUUGGAUUCCUUCAAAGGAUAAAUUUGGCAUGCAAGUAUGCUUUUGGAAAGAUGUCGAUGACUAGUUCGAAUACCAUUCAAGGUGAAGGGAUUGUGGCUUUCACAUGGGCAAGAAGAAGAAAUUCCACAAUUUGUCAUCAAUGAGUGCUGUGACAUGGAACUGUUACGAUCACAGGCCAUAUGAUGGAUAGCCUCUUCUUAAUGCCAAAUGCUUCAAGUUAUGUUCCCCAUUUCUAAGGGUUUUCAUUUUGGCUUGCUCAUUUUCUGGUUAUAACAUCUAGUUUCUC
Messenger RNA from Rubroshorea leprosula, 1729 nucleotides. NCBI's taxonomy places the organism in Eukaryota, Viridiplantae, Streptophyta, Magnoliopsida, Malvales, Dipterocarpaceae. The record is from the annotation of a GenBank genome assembly.